Rhopilema esculentum is the source of this 3499-nucleotide messenger RNA. RefSeq names its product calcitonin gene-related peptide type 1 receptor. Lineage: Eukaryota; Metazoa; Cnidaria; Scyphozoa; Rhizostomeae; Rhizostomatidae. Gene Ontology annotation, biological process: cell surface receptor signaling pathway; adenylate cyclase-modulating G protein-coupled receptor signaling pathway. Gene Ontology annotation, molecular function: G protein-coupled peptide receptor activity. The record is from RefSeq and is a predicted model, not a curated record. Gene Ontology annotation, cellular component: plasma membrane.
CAAAAGGCCCAGGCCCCACGUUGACGACCUUUCUCAACAGCAUCUACCGAAAGAGCAGUGAUGAAUAUUCAUAAUGGGGUCUUUUUAAAGAUGAUAAUUGCCUUGUCUUUGAAGUGUUAACAAUUCCCAGAAUCCUAUUGUUUUUCAAUAGCGCUAAUGCUUUAAAACAACAAAACCGCCUUCUUAUCAAGUUUCAACAAGUCGCUAUUGUAAUAAACAAUUACAGCGCUAGAUCAGAAUGAGAAAGGUUUGAACCCAAGAGAAAGAUAUAUUAAGCUUCAAUUUUUGCUGCGGCAAUGCUCGUUUACACUUUUGUCUUGUCUUCGUCAUGACUUGGGUUUAACUUUGGGAACAAUUUGCGCAAAUGGAGAUGGACGUUGCUUAUUAACCACAUGCUUUAGAAUUCCAAAAAAAAGUUUUUUUCCAGUAUGUCAUGAAAAUUGAUCUUAAUGAAAGACUGUAGAACUUUUUAUAGAGUAAUCAGGGUAUACCUCUGAUUCUCUUGACAGAAAAGAAGAGAUUUUUUCAAAGACUUUAACACAUCCAAGAGGUUUCAUUCUAUGACCGACGGUCUUAAGAGACACAUAAAUCACAACCAAACUGCGCUUUAGAGAAAAGCUGGUUACGACAACAAACUAGACAAGCUGUUGGUUGGUAACUUGACAACAUUUGCAGGUCUUUCCACAAUCCUUUACAAAUUUAACACUACUUGACGUUACACUGUGCUGUCAAUACGUGGAAAUAUGCCUUACGUGGAUUCAUUCUGAAAAAAUAUAAGGAUUUCUCGUUCAACAAAGCAUCGAAAGAUAGCAAAGGCUUUGAUCGGCUGAUACGCUCUAAUAAUUAGUAUUACGCUUAUAACCGAGCUCAACUUUAGCUCAAGCUUCUGGCUAAUACAGUUAGUCUAUUUCUGACAGAGGUUUUGCAGCUUACGAGCUAAGGCGAGAACAGCAACAGUUUCACCUGAUUGUCUAAGCUGACAACCAAAAUACGACAUCAAUUAGAUAUGGAAUACAUUUGGAGAAGAAGCCAAAUUCUUCUUUUCAUACUCUGUGGAUCAUUCUUUUUGAAGAUACCGGCUGAGCCAACAACAAUAGCCAUUCCAACCCCAACAGUGGCACCUGCAGCUCGACUGGCAAUGGAACUAGUCAAAUCAUGUAUCAUUGAUAUAACAAAAUAUAGAUUCGAUUUGCCUACAGCUAACAAAUGCCCAGUGAGCUAUACCCUAAUUUGUUGGCCAGAGCUGGAAGUUGGGAAUAAUAUCAGCAUCCAAUGCCCUGGCAUGUUUUUUGCGACAGACAAAAUCGUUACGCGCAAGUGCUAUGCUAACGGAACAUGGGAAAAAGUGAUCUUAAAUGACAUAUGCAAUCCCUUACCUCAAGAUAUCGCUGAACAGAAUUUUCUUAAGCUUCUUGCAAAAUAUAACAUCAGCGUGCCGCCUCAGAAAGCUGCGCCAGUUGAUCCCCACCUGGAUCGGCAAAUCAAAAUAUUCGUAACAAUGCAAUGGGUAUCACUAUCAAUCAUGAUUCCUUCGUUACUGCUGCUAUUUAUAUUUCCGAAUCUAAAUGACGACAAGAUGAAUUUGCACAGAUGCCUGGUUGCAUCGUUUCUCAUGAGCGUUGUUACUUUUCUACCCGAAUAUUACAUGUCACUUGCAAAAACCAACCCACAAGCAUGCAACGCCUUGUGGAUAAUUAACAGACUCUUUGCCGUCUGCGAAGUGACGUGGAUGUUCAAUGAAGGAGUUUACCUCCUCAAAACGAUCAUGUUCGUGUUCUCACAGAAUUCAUACAUAUGGCUGUUCUUUCUCUUCGGAUGGGGAUUUCCCGUGGUUCUGACGCUACUUGUUUGGACGCCCGUAAUGGUAAAAAAGAUCGGCAACAUAUCAGGAAGAUGCUGGACACAUGACGCACAAAAUAACCUGAUGCUUAUUCUCUACGUACCAAUGACCAUCAUGCUGGCAUUAAAUCUGAUCAUCCUGUUAUAUGUUAUUGGAGUCGUCAUUUCAAAACUGAAGCAAAACCAUUCUGUUGAUAUGCGAUCAAAAAGGAAAGCAGCGAAGGGUGCCAUUGUGCUAAUGCCUCUCUUGGGUACAAUAUACCUGAUGAUCUUUUAUGCUCCACAAGGUGUUGUAUGGUAUGACUAUUUGCUUGUGGUGACACAACCAAUGCAGGGUAUAUUGGUCUGCGUUGUGCAUGUCUUCCUGAAUAAAGAUAUACAUUCUGCCAUAAAAGGCAAAUGGAGGAAGUUACGAGGCCGGUCAUCUAUGUUCCAAUCAACGAAAUUCUUCUCUGCUUAUGGAGGACCAAAGCAUGGAAAAAAUAGAACAAACGCUGACAGAAGAGAUACCUCAACAUUGCCAAAAAAGAAAAUUUCAGUUGAGUCGUCAGUGGUUGGGUGGCAAAGAAAACGAUCCUCGAGAGUAGUGCCAGUUAUUGUGAACAAUAACGUUGUAGCACUUCAUGAACCAGUAGAUGGCCAGGCUAAUCAAGUCAUUGAAAAAAAGAGUGUUGAAAAUAUCAAAGAGGACAACGAGAUAACUGUUUUCGAUAAAGCGAAUGGCAGAGACCAAGACAGAAAGCAACAUAUGGAAAUAAUCGAAGAAAAUCGAUUUGCAAACGAUGCAUCGUAGUUCUUGCAUCAUUUUUGUGAGAGUUGAAUAAGUUCAGGAAUACAUUCUGCCAUUACUCGUGAAAGGUUAUUGUGGGCUACAUGUAACCUCAAGGUCAACGAGUUUUUGCUACACAUAGCUUCUAGAAACUCGUUUCGUAAGAGCGUUGAAUACUGCUAGGAGAAACGUUCCUUACUCUAACACCGUAUCUCAAAAUUUAGAACCUAAGGUAAAAUAACAAGACAUUUGUCAUCACGAUGGAAAAAAAUCGAUAGGCCAUAGGCUGAAUACUGCAUUCAUUUACAAUCAUUCGUCAAUUGGAGAUUUGUAACGAAAAUUUUCUCUUCACCUAAACACUAAAAGCUGGAAUUCGUAAAUAAAUGUUGAUAUCACUUUUCAAAUUAUUCUAGAACAACUAAUUCUAAGACCGUUAUUGGACAUCUUAAAACAAAUUGUCGCCGUUAAGCAGGGAGUCCGACGCAAUUUUUCAAAGCUAGGGGUUUUGUUGUUUAACCAGCAGUACCCAGUGUCGUCAAAGUCCCUGCUCAGUGCAUGAAAAAGGCAUUCCAACAGUUAACCUUGAAAUGCUCAAUUAGUGAUCGCAUUAUUUUAUUUUGAAUCUUAUGAAAACUAAUUAAUUAAUCUGCAGAUUUGAUAAAUUGCAGUGUAAGAUUGUCACCAUGUCUUUCAUCUGCUGCUUGUUGCUUUUAAUGAUGAAUACUUAUCAGUUAUUGAAAAUCAAGUUUUCUACGUGUUUGUAAUAUACAGUUUUUGUAAACAUUAUCAGCUUUUUGAAUUCAACGACAACUUGUUUCAUUAGUUUUUAAUAUACCAUUAUUUGAACACAAUAUGAUCUUUUUACAUAUGAAUAACACUUGUCUCUAUAAA